This is a messenger RNA of Bicyclus anynana (squinting bush brown), 1878 nucleotides long. RefSeq lists its product as uncharacterized. The transcript is spliced from 3 exons. Lineage: Eukaryota; Metazoa; Arthropoda; Insecta; Lepidoptera; Nymphalidae. The record is from RefSeq and is a predicted model, not a curated record. The coding region runs from base 128 to 433 and encodes 101 amino acids.
GGCAUCUCCAAUCUGUACAUAUUUAUUGAAACCGCCUUGCUCUGCGGACCGUACACUCACUUACAAAAUCUAAUUAUUUUUUAAUCGUGUUUUUUUAUUGUGUACUGAAGUGUUAAUAUACAACGAGAUGGCUGGCUCCAGUUUGUCUAUUAAAUACACCCUGGCGUGCGGAUUGGUGCUACUGUGCUUGGCGGCGCUGGUCCGGGAGUCGAACGCGCGACCUCCCUGGAUGUCACAUGAAAGCGGUAUUUUCACCGAGUCAGCAGAGUGUCAUACUGACGAUGAACUCCUCGACCUUUGCCAAAGGUGCGCGAAACUGACAAAGUCCAGGCUGGCCUAUCCAGCAUGUUGCUCCACAGACUUACAAGCCAGGAAAUGGUGUUCCGACUACGUAUACUUCGGCAGAGGGGCUUACGACUUCUAUCUUAUUUGAGGGUAGUUUACGAAGAUUAAGUGUGACACUGACUUUACUAACUAAAUUGAUAACUAUAAUGUUUACUGUACCUUAAGUUUUGCGAUAGGUUGUUUAAUUAUAGUUAUUUUUAGGUGAUUAUCUGUUUAGGUAGGUGUGUAAAUAUGUCUGAAACAGAAGUGUGAGUGCAAUUUGACCAAUCAUGUCAUUGCUGAAUCACGUGAUAAAUAUUACGUUAAUUUCGACUCCAUAUUUUAUUAAAUAAUUCAUCUCUUUGGGGGUUAAAAAGUCCAAAAUGGACAUCAUAUUUUUUUAAAAGUAAUACCGAAUUAAGCUUUGAGACAUAUUCAAAACUCUUUUUAACCGUUUUCAAAAAAAAGGAGGAUGCCUCUAAAACGAAGGUUUUUCCGCUCAGUGCAGUACAUUUUUGUAUUUUUGAAGUCCGUUGAAAUAAGGGCAAAAUUCUAAAGUGAAAAAAUAGCUAAAGUGUUCUAUGGACUUUGUAAAUAUUAUCAUUUAUUAUCGAUUCGCAGUUUUUUGAAACAUUUUAUUAUAAAAAUUAUCAAUCGCAUUUAGUUUUACAACAAUGACUAAUAUAUUUAGUUUUACAACAAUAAUAAAUGUGUUUGUAAGACUUAUGUAUGAAUGUUAAUCUAUCUAUCUAUUUUUUUUUACAUCAAAAAGAUAAACCUGAGUCUGGUUUUGUUUUUUAUACUUGCCUGUGAUAUAAUUGGUACGAAAAAAGUAUAUUUCUAUAUAUAGCAGUUAAUUAAUAGUACUUAUUAUUAAAAAUCGCAAAAAAUAACGGACGAUGUGGAUUUCUUUCUCACAGAACCGUGUAAUGUGUGUAGUCCCUUACAUUUAUGUUACUACACGUGGCGAAUGAAGAAUGAAAUUAGAAAUGGCGGUGCAACUAUUCUUGCUCGCACAUUAUUUGCGUCUAAUAUGCGUCACAGAUCUUUAGUUUUAACUACGUAGUUUUAACUGUUUUAUCUAAUCGCAAUUUCAAUAAAAAUCAUUAAAAAAUCUGGACAUUUAAUACUAACGGACACUACACACGGACGAUUUUUCAGUUAGAACUACAGUACAGCCCCUGUAGCUUAGUGGCACGACGAUUCUCCUUCUACGAUCGCAAACGCUUCGAAAAAACAGGUCUUGAUCACGUUACCUGUCGAUAGCAAAUGUCAUUCCCACACAUUUUUCUAGUUUUCGAAGCGUUUGCGAUCGUAGUAAGAGAAUCGUCGUGCCACUACUACGUCGGGCUACAGAGGCAGGUUUGUAGCACCGGUUACAUUCAUAGGUACCUAUAGACUACCAAAAUUACUUGAGUAAUUUAAUGACCCGCCAUUUCUAAUCCCAUUCUUUAUCCGCACGGGUAGUAGAUUGCUUACCCAAAGAUAUGGCUGUGAUAAGUUAAGUUGAAAUGUUAUGAAAUCUUUUUAGAAAUAAAUUAAUUGAAAAUUAAA